Messenger RNA from Closterium sp. Yama58-4, 3138 nucleotides. The record is from the annotation of a GenBank genome assembly. Lineage: Eukaryota; Viridiplantae; Streptophyta; Zygnematophyceae; Desmidiales; Closteriaceae.
AUGCCGUCGCGCUCGCGGCGGAACUCAGAGCAGCGGCGGCGCGUGGAGCAGCCGGAUCUGCAGGUGCUUCCGCCGCACGUAUGGGGCACGAUCGCGGGACUCGGCCUAGCGGCGACGGCGCUGCUUUUCGCGAUCAUAGGCGUCGCGACGGACUGGGAGGUCCCCGGCUUGCCGUACCUCUACAACGGUCUCUUCGCGCUCUCCAUCGUGCUGUGCGCUGUCGUCAUGCCCGUUGCGUGGUCACAGCUGCCGAGCGGCAUGAGGGCGCGGUUGAAAUGGAAGCGGCGGAGCAAGGACGUGCAGAUUAACAUGGACACCCCUCCCUGGGCCACCUCCGCUGCUGCUGUCUGCCGCGUAUUACACGUGGUGGAGGCGUUGGGGUUACCUCGGGAGGUGGCAGCAGCGCGCCUGCUGAAGCACGGCCGCAACGAAUACGAAACCAUGCCCGUGCCCUCCUUCCCGCUCUUCCUCAUCGCCCAUCUCUACACGCCCACACGGCUGCUCCUCCUGGCGCUGGUGGUCCUCUUCGCCGGCCUCACACCCCCAGAGGAAGCCACACUCGGCGCGCUCUGCUCGCUCGCCCUCCUCCUCCUCCACCUCUACGCCGAAUGGCGCGGCCGGCACCGUUUGGCCGCUGCCAGCCUGGCAGCGCCGCACGAGGCCCUGGUGCUGAGGGACGGUGCGGCUGUGACCGUGAGCCGUGCGGACCUUGUGCCUGGGGACGUGGUACUGCUGCGAUCUGGCAUGGAGGUCCCAGCGGACCUGCGACUCCUCCACUGCACGCUUCUCGAGAUCGAUGAAUCAGGUGUGUCAGGCGAGUGGGAAGCAGCGCCCUGCCCCAAAGACGCCUCCGUCACCCUCGACCCCGCCGCCAAAGCCACCCCGAUCGGGUGCCAGAACAUCGCCCUCGCAGGCACCAUGGUCACCUGCGGGUACGGCUCGGGUGUGGUGUUCCGCACGGGCAUGCAGACGGAAAUCGGGAAGAAGCUCGCGUCCGUCUCGCAUGUGCACGCGAUGAGGAUCGGAGGCGGAGGGGAGACCUCCCCGCUGCUGCUGCUGCUACGCUCGGCUUCUAAGCAGAUUGCUUUUGCCUCGGUGGGAGUCAGCGUGAUGGCUGCUGCGUUGGGAGUGUUCCGGCAGGUGGCGUGGCAGGAUAUCUUGCUCGUCUCUCUCGUGCUUUUUUUCGCCACGCUGCCCGACGACCUGCCCGCGCUGCUCUACUCGACUCUCGGCGCCUGCAGCCACCGGCUGGAGGCGAACGAAAUCUUCUUCCAGCAGAUGAAGGCCAUAGAGAACCUCUCCUUCGUCGACACCAUUCUCACCGACAAAACCGGGUGCUUAACAGAGGACAAGCCAGCCCUUCACGAGCUACUGGUAGCAGACACGCCUGUUGGGGCGGAGGAUCUAGCAGAGGCGACGAGAGCGGUGCCGAAAACAGGGCCUUUGGCGGAGGACGGGGCGAUGAAUGCGCUGGGACGGCUGUUUGAGGCUUGGGUGUUUAUGUCUGAUAUGGGUGAUGAUCUGCUGAGGGAUAGCACGGGGAUGAAGAGACGGAGAGGUACCAGUAGUAGCACGGGGAGCUCGUCCUCUCUCAGUGCUGCUGCUGCUGCUGCUGCUGCUGGGUCUUCUGCUGGUGGGUUAGCAGGCGGGGGGGCAGCAGAUGGCGGAGCAGCUGGGUCAACGUUGGGUGCAGCAGAUGGGGCAUCGUCGCCGUCGUCAGAAGCGGAGUUCCUUGCACGAGUGGCGAAAGAGGCAAGGGACGCAGGAGCCGGAGCGGCGUUGCAGAUUGACAUUGGGGAGAGCGAGGAGCAGAGCGAGUCUCUCUUGGAAGGCGGCUCUGUUUCGUCUACUGGCCCCAAAGGCGUCGCAUCGGCAGGAGGCGCAGCAGGAGGUGUGCGCACUGCUGACGUGGCAACCAGAGGAGGCCACGUGGACACGCUCGAUUGGGCGAUCCUCGCAGCAGUCGGCGGGCCGUCAGUGCUAACAAGCCUCCCGUACGAGGGGCUGGAAGGGGAGGAAGAGGCGGCAGUAGCAGCGGCAGCAGCAGCUGUAGCGUCCACGAGAGGCCUCCGACCGUUGCACGACAUGCUGCGGCGAUGCUAUGAGGCCAAGGCUGCUGCGGAUAGGCUGGCGGAUACCCCGUAUGAUGCAGUGCUCAAGUGUGCCACGAGAACGUAUGCCAAUGUGCCGGUGGCGGUUGCAGAAGGGGGUGUGGCGGCUGCAGCGUCGAAGCGGGGAAAAUCAGUGCAGCAGAAGCUGCUGGCGCUGGGGAGACGGGUGUACGUGCGGGGCCCGCCAGAGGUGCUGGUGGAGCAGUGCGGCAGCGUGCUGUGCCAUGGCGAGCCCGAGUCCAUCUCUUCCCUGCGCCCCGCUCUGCUCAAACGUAUUCAGGAGCUCGCCGACCAAGGCUACACGCUAGUGGGCUAUGCAUCUGGCAGCACAGCUGAUCACUCCAGCCCCCGCCAUUCCUCCUCCCGCACGGCCCUCGUCUCCUCCAUCGCUGACUGCACCUUCCUCGGCCUCGUUGCUCUCUCCGACCCCACGCGCGUGGACGCCGCUGCUGCUGCGCGCUGCUGCCGCCUUGCGGGGGUGCGCCCGGUGCUGGUGACUGGGGAUCACCUGGGGACAGCCGUGGCUGUGGCAAGAGCGGCUGCCAUCUGCUAUCCGCAUCAGGUGCAGCAGCAGGAGGUGCAGCAGGACGCCAUCUCAUGCACGGAGCGCCCGCCAGCUCAGAGCACAGGCGAGGAGCUGCGGGCUCUGGUGGCAGGCACUAGCGUGGUGGCACGUGCAUCCCCCACGGAUAAGCUCUGCAUUCUGGAAGCUUUGCAAAUGAAUGGCCAGCUCGUGGCUGCUUGCGGGUCAAGCCUGACAGACGCGUCGGUGUUAGCAGCAGCAGACGUGGGCAUAGCGGUGGGCCCGGCCCCAGCAGCGGUGCGCGAUGCAGCGUCCGUGGUGCUGCUCGACCCCUCCUUUGGCGCCGUGCGCUUCCUGCUCGAGGAGGCCCGCGCUGCUCUCAGCAACGUGCGCAAGGGGCUGGCGCUGGAGCUCGGCUGCAAGCUGGGGCUGGCGCUAGUGGUGCUGCUGGGCACGCUGUGGCUCAGGUGGGUGGGCUCUCAGCCGUCUGCGCCUCUGAUCUGA